AUGAUCGAGGUACUCUUUCAGGAGUUGGACCGAGGGGAGCCCCGUCCGUCACCCGACCACCGGCCCGCUGAACCAGAAAUGCCACAGCCCGAGGAAAUUAUUAACGACAUGUUUAUGGAUGAUAACGAUAUUAACGAUGAACCAAUUAACAACGACGACAUUAACCUUAUUAACAACGACAUUAACAUUAACGACGACGCUAACGAAAUCCAGGCAGAAGAGGGGCCUGCGCAGCCCCGUUACUUCUUGUGA
Molecule: messenger RNA, 252 nt
Organism: Anisakis simplex (herring worm)
Lineage: Eukaryota; Metazoa; Nematoda; Chromadorea; Rhabditida; Anisakidae
Source: the annotation of a GenBank genome assembly